AUGGAUUUGGUGUUGCGACGUGGCCCUUGGUCAUUCAAUGACUGGAUGAUCACGACACACCGCUGGUACCCUAACAUUGGUGAAAACGACAUGAAGAUCAUUCCUUUUUGGGUGCAAAUCCAAGGUAUCCCAACUCUCUAUUUAACGAAUGUUACGACUAGAUGGGUUGGCAAUAGGAUUGGAUAUGUUACGGAUGUAGAUUAUGAUGAGAAUGUCAACCAAGUGAGAGCGGUUAGAGUUAGGAUAGCCAGGAACAUUGAUGAUCCUCUACGUUUUCAAAAGAACAUAAAUUUUGCUCUUGAUGAAAACACUGUGAUUAAGUAUCGAUAUGAGCGACUUAGAAACUUCUGUACUAAGUGUGGAUCACUGAAACACGAUGCAAAAGAAUGUUCUUUAACCUUUGACAAUAAUGAUCCACCGGGGCCUGAUGAUGAUCGACAAUUUGAUGUCUGA
Messenger RNA from Camelina sativa (false flax), 453 nucleotides. Lineage: Eukaryota; Viridiplantae; Streptophyta; Magnoliopsida; Brassicales; Brassicaceae. The record is from RefSeq and is a predicted model, not a curated record.